AUGAUGAUGGUGGGUGAUGAUGGAUUGGGAAUAUAUGUUGUGGAGAGCAAAGGAGGAGCAAUUGUAUGUAUGGUGCUUUCUCUACUCUGCCUAGGCACUUGGCCUGCUCUUAUGGCUCUUCUUGAACGUCGUGGUCGUCUCCCACAACAUACUUAUCUCGAUUAUUCCUUCACAAAUUUCUUGGCUGCAAUCUUCAUUGCCUUUGUGUUUGGUGAGAUAGGUGAAACUACUACACUCGAGGAACCAAGCUUCAUCACCCAACUCACUCAGAUUCAGGAUAAUUGGCCGUCUGUGUUGUUUGCAAUGGCGGGUGGGGUGGGUCUAAGUAUUGGGAACCUUGCUACUCAGUAUGCUUUAGCUUUUGUUGGUCUGUCUGUUACAGAAGUGACAACCGCGAGCAUCACCGUUGUUAUAGGCACCUCUGUCAAUUACUUUUUGGAUAACAGAUUGAACCGAGCAGAUGUUCUUUUCUCUGGUGUCGGUUGCUUCUUGCUAGCUGUUUGUCUUGGUUCUGCUGUUCACUCGUCCAAUUCUGCUGAUAUAGAAGCAAAACUUGGAAGAGUCUCAAAGGAUUGUAAAAGGGUGACCCACGAAGAGUGCCAGAGUCUAGUUGGAAUUGGAGUAGAAGAAGAGAUGGAGAAUGUAAAGGAAGGGACUGCAGCUUUUCUUAUAGCACUUGAGAACAAACGAGCUAUCAAAGUGUUUGGAAAGAGCAUGGUUGUUGGUCUGGGAAUAACCUUCUUUGCAGGCCUCUGUUUCUCAUUGUUCUCACCACUAUUCAACCUUGCAACGAACGACCAAUGGCACACUAUAAAACAAGACGUUCCCAAGCUGAUUGUCUACACCGCGUUCUUCUACUUCUCAUUAUCUUGCUUUGUAAUCGCCGUAGCUCUUAACAUUAAUUUCUUAUACAACCCCUUGCUCGACUCACCAAGAUCUUCCUUUAGGGAUUACUUGAGUGACUGGAAUGGAAGAGGUUGGGCUCUUCUGGCUGGACUGCUUUGUGGGUUUGGUAACGGUCUUCAGUUCAUGGGUGGACAAGCCGCAGGAUAUGCAGCUGCAGAUGCUGUUCAGGCACUUCCUUUGGUGUCAACUUUUUGGGGGAUAUAUCUGUUUGGGGAGUAUAAGAGAUCAUCUCCGCGAACAUAUGCUUUGCUUCUUGGAAUGCUGGUGAUGUUCACUAUUGCUGUGGGGCUUCUAAUGGCCUCGGGUGGGGCAAGAGACGUGGCUUACCUGAAAAGUUAA
Arabis nemorensis is the source of this 1245-nucleotide messenger RNA. The record is from the annotation of a GenBank genome assembly. NCBI's taxonomy places the organism in Eukaryota, Viridiplantae, Streptophyta, Magnoliopsida, Brassicales, Brassicaceae.